AAUAAGCGUGGCACAGACCUUGCUUCCUCCUAAGGAACAGAUAUCUGUCAACAUCUCACUUCAGCUUGCAGACUUCUAAGGUGCUAGAAGGAAGGUGAACUCACCAGGCAGUGGUCAUGGCAGAUCAGCGCGCUACUUACAUUAACCAAAACAUUAACAACACCAAUAACUGUGUGAUGCCAGGCUCUGAGGAAGACAAAGGAAAUCAUCUUUAUGAUCGCGUCCCGGAAGAUCCAGCUUCUCCCUCUUCCACCACUACUAUCCCGGAGAUGAUGGAUCUCAGUCAAGAUUGCAACGAGGGCAGCCGCAGCACUUCUGUGGCUUCUCAGCACGGGUCUGAUGGGGAGAGUAGUUCUUCCUCUGAGCACAGUGCUGCAGAUGAGCACCCGUACCAGGACAUGGAUCAGAUGAGCCCCGCUCAUGAAGACAAACCCAUGACAUUUGAGAACUGCGGGUUUUGUCCUCCAGGUUUCCACUUGCGUCGGAGCCAGAGCACUUCCACCUCUCCGACCUCCCUCAAGUUCCCACUUGGCACUAACAUAGGAGAAAACAACAACUUUGAGGAAGAUUACGAGAUCUUCAUGUUUGUAAAGGCUGGUAUAGAUGGGGAAAGCAUUGGGAACUGCCCGUUCUCCCAGCGUCUCUUCAUGAUCCUCUGGCUCAAAGGAGUUGUGUUCAACGUCACCACUGUUGACCUGAAAAGAAAGCCAGCUGAUCUACACAACCUGGCUCCUGGAACUCACCCACCUUUCUUAACUUUUAAUGGAGAAGUCAAGACAGAUGUUAACAAGAUUGAGGAAUUCUUGGAAGAGAUUCUUGCACCUCCAAAGUAUCCCAAGCUGGCUGCUAAGCACCGGGAAUCAAACACUGCUGGAAUUGAUAUCUUCUCCAAAUUUUCUGCUUACAUAAAAAAUACCAAGCAGCAGGACAAUGCUGCCCUUGAAAGAGGUUUGGUGAAGGCUCUGAAGAAGCUGGACGACUAUCUGAGAACCCCUCUGCCAGAGGAGAUUGAUGCAAACAGCACUGAAGAAGAGAAGGUGUCCAAACGCAAGUUUCUGGAUGGAGAUGACCUCACCCUUGCUGACUGCAACCUUCUGCCCAAACUCCAUGUUGUCAAGAUUGUUGCAAAGAAGUACCGCAACUUCGAGUUCCCAACAGAGAUGACGGGGCUGUGGCGGUACCUGAAGAACGCGUACGCCAGGGAUGAGUUCACUAACACCUGUGCAGCAGACAAAGAAAUUGAGCAAGCCUAUGCAGAUGUGGCCAAACGGCUCAGCAAGCCCUAACUGACCCCAGCAGUGGCUCGGCAUCCCUGACAGAUUCCUGUUUUGCAGACUCUUCUCCUUGUUGCCUUAAGAUAUACCUUAUCGUUAUCUAUCUGGCUGGCAUCCCUAUGAUUUCACCUGUUCAAGAGUAGUGGUCAGGGACA
Molecule: messenger RNA, 1429 nt
Organism: Tympanuchus pallidicinctus (lesser prairie-chicken)
Lineage: Eukaryota; Metazoa; Chordata; Aves; Galliformes; Phasianidae
Gene: CLIC5
Product: chloride intracellular channel 5
Exons: 6
Coding region: 117-1286 (389 amino acids)
Source: RefSeq, a predicted model, not a curated record